AUGGGUUCAUCAGCAGCUGAAGCAUUGCAAAAGCUCCUCAAAGCGCUCGAGGAUCAAGAUUCAUCUGUCCGCUUGAGCGCCACGGAGGCCUUGGGUGCCACAGGUCCUGCAGCAGCAGGGUUUGUGCCGCAACUGAUCCGACUUCUUCAGGACAAAGAUAGACGUGUGCGCUUUGCUGUUAAAGAAGCCUUUGGCGCGAUGGGUCCAGCAGCAGCUGAAGCUGUGCCGCAGCUGAUCAGAGUGCUCGAGGAUCGACAUGAAAGUGCGCGACAGGAUGCUGCAGAAGCCUUGGGCAUGAUGGGCGCUGCAGGCGCUCAAGCUGUGCCGCAGCUGAUCGAGGCGCUCACGGACCCAGACAGUGAUAUGCGUGCACGUGCGGCAGAAGCCUUGGGCAGAAUUGGUCCUGGUGCAGUUGAAGCAGUCCCGCAAUUAAGUACAGCGCUGCAAGAUCAUCACGAAGUCGUGCGCAUUCAGGCCGCGGAUUCCUUGGGCAAGAUGGGUUUUGAAGCAGCCGAUGCCGUGCCGCAGCUUAUCAAAGCGCUUCAGGAUGAACACUGCCACGUGCUCGAGAUCGUUUCGAGAGCCUUGGGCAAGAUGGGUCCAGCAGCAGCUGAAGCUGUGCCGCAUUUGAUGAAAGCUUUUGAGGGCCAAAACAGUGUCUUGUGUCAGUUUGUGGCAGAGGCGCUGUGCGAGAUGGGUCCUGCAGCCGCUGAAGCAGUCCCGGAGCUGAUGAGACAGCUCAAGAAUCCAGAUCGCCUUGUACGCUGGAGUUCUGCAAAGGCCUUGGGCGUGAUGGGUCCUGCAGCCGCGGAAGCUGUGCCACAGCUCAUUAUAGCACUUGAGGACGAAGACCGAGAUGUGUGCGUGCUUGCUGCAGAGGCCUUGAGCAAGAUGGGCAGCGGAGCUUCUUACGCCGCACCGCAGCUGAUCCUGCAGCUGAAAAAUCAUGAUGCUGAUGUGCGUGGGAGGGCCGCAGAGGCCUUGUCUAGCCUUGGUCCCGCAGCAGCUGUUGCUGUGCCGCAGCUGCUCAACGCGCUCCAGGACCCAGACAGUGAUGUGCGCAGAUGGGCUGCAACGGCAUUGGGCAAUGUAGGUCCUGAAUGUCCUGACGCAGCAGAAGAAGCUGUGCCGCAGCUGAUCAAAGCACUUCAAGACCCAGAGUGGGAGGUGCGCACACGUGUUGCGGAUGCUUUGGGCAAAAUGGGUCUCUCAGCAGCCAAAGCAGUGCCGCAGCUGAUCAAGUCACUUCAGGACCGAGAUUACCUUGUGCGGAAGGGUGCGGCAGAGGCCUUGAGCAGCAUGGGUCCGGCAGCAGCUGACGCUACAACAAAUUUGAUUGCUUUGCUGGAAGACCAGAAUGAAUCCCUUGUGGUGCGCGUGCCAGCUGCAGAGGCUUUGGCCAGGAUAGGUCCCGCCGCGGCACAAGCUGUACCACAGCUCAUCACAGCACUUCAAAACGAAGCCGUGUGCAACGAGGCUGCAGAGGCCUUAUGCAGAAUCGGCCCUGCAGCCCCUGAAAUUGUUCCGCAACUCAUCAGAUUGUUGGAGAACGAACAGGCAAGCUUUGAGAGUGCGGCAAGUGCCGCCACAGUCUUAGGCACGAUGAGCUCUGCAGCCGUCCCGCAGGAAAAGCUGGUCUCGCUGCUUGCGCUGGCAGACCCGCGAGGGAAGGCGCAUGGCAUACUCUUGCAGCUUGCAUUGUCGUCCUACUCAGAAAGUGAAUACUUGAUGGAACCAGUGAUGGUCAAGGCUUUGCUGCAUGCAGCGUGGUACAGUGAAGAUGACGAAGUGGUUCGCUCGGCUGUGAAGACGUUGCCUGCGAUCCUCAAGGGAGUUGAGCUCAGUACCUUCCAGUUGCUCGGGCUCGUGCAGCGGGCCCUUCGGAUCGUGCCGGACACGGCACGGGAAUGUGAGUUGCAUGAGCUAAUCGAAGCCAGGCGUGCCCAUGACCCAACGGAACCUGCGGAGCAAGCCACGAGCCUGGUGGACCUCAGUGACCUCAGUGGCAUUGCUUCCCUAACCGAGAGCGGCAGCAGGAACACUGGUGCCCGAGCAUUGCUCGCUCAGCCGAGCUCGGAGCCCGGUGCGUCCUCUUACGUGCGCAAGGACUUGUUCGGGGAAGCUAUUGAUAACGACGCUGACAAAGAUGAGGAUGAAGAGGGCGAAGAGGAUGAGGGUAGCUGUGACAGCGACUGA
This is a messenger RNA of Symbiodinium pilosum, 2196 nucleotides long. The record is from the annotation of a GenBank genome assembly. NCBI's taxonomy places the organism in Eukaryota, Dinophyceae, Suessiales, Symbiodiniaceae.